AUGAACCUGCAUGCACAGGUCCAGGUACGUCAUGCACCCUGAGCCGCCACAGGGGCAAGAUUCCGAUUCUAAAAACCAGCCAGAGACGCAAAGCCAGCCAAGUAGGAGAGUCGUGUUUUGUUUUCUGCGGGAAACUUUUCUACUGACAUCAAAAUUCAGUUGUAAGAUUUGCCGAUCUAACUGCAAAUCUCCCAUGGAUCCGCCAGUAGGUUGUCAUUAAGGUCGGCCCAGGCUUGCCCAAGAACACACCCAGUUACUUCCCUUCGGUUGUAUGUGCAGGGGAGGGUGGAGUGAAGGAAGGAACUGCCAGGAAGGCUGGCGUCUCCUUGUUUGUUCCUCUGCCGUGUUGGAAAACCCUUGAUAAGUUUACGAAAGGAACCCCUGGUAGUGCAGGUGAGUUUUUGUAAGGGGAGUAUUAUGAUUAUGAUUUAUUGAAUUUAUAUACUGCCCUAUACCCGGAGGUCUUGGGGCAGUUCACAGAACAAAAUCAAACUAUAAAGCCACAAAAUAUAUGAUCAAAAUAAAAACAACAAGCCCCCAUUGGCACACUCAAAACAUUCAGUGCGAAGCCAGGGCAUAAUGAUGCUUAACACAUGCAUACACAUAGCCUGCACCAGUGACAUGCAUCCUCCUAAGAGCAAGCUACUCUAUUGUGACUCUGCAUCCGAAGUGGUUGUCUGCUCCGAUCCUGCCCUAGGCAAAGGUGCGUUGGAAUUAAUCCACCCCAAAGCAUAGGGUGGUCAGAGAUGGGUUGAGUCACUGUUCUGGCAACUACUUUUUAACAGGUGGAUGUUUAGGGCCUGAGAAGCAGUAGUGACCAUUCAUUUCAAACCAUUGUGAUCUUUUUCAUGUGAAUCAGCUUAACUGGGACCACAGAGCCAAUUUUCCUUUGUGGAGCCCUUAGCCCUCUGUGAUUAUUAUUCUUCCUCAUCCUGCAUCUAGUUUCUCUUAUUCUACCUAGCCCUUCCUUCACCUUGUAUGGUUCUCAUCUACUGUUGCUGCUACUGUUGAUAUCUCCAGGACUCUUGUGUGAACCUAAAUCUGAGCUAAAGGUGCCUGUAGAAAUGCCUGUAGAUUUAGGGGCAACUUUGAUAAGAUGCAACAUUUUCAGUGCCAUGUUUUAUUGCAGAAAGAAAAUUUUCGUUUGUUUGUACAAGAAUAUAACUACCUUAAUUUGCUUCUCAACAGGUGGAAAUUGAAGACAGGACUAAAGGCACCAUGAAAGAAACUGAAAUAAAAAGACUGCUGUCUGCCAAUGUUAUCUGUAUAUUCUCCAUUAUUGUAGCAACUGUCACUCCUUCUCUGUUUUUGGAAAACUUCUCAAUCUUGGGAACACACCUGACUUGGUUAUCCAUCUGUUCAGCAAGUGUCGGCACUGUAAAUAUAGUCUUGUAUUUCAUUCUUAAACCAAAUCCAUCUAAUAGAAGAACUUCACUUGCCCAUAAGGUAAGUUUUAAUCUUGGUAAAACAUAAUGUUUGGAAUGUCAUAUAAUAGUAACACUUAGUACCUUUUACAUCUUUUAAAUAUGCAUCUCAUACAUUUUUUGUUGCAGUCCUUCAGACAGUCCUGUAGGGUAUGCCAGAUGGGAGAGUAGAGCUUUAGUUCCAGCUACCUGAUAAGUUCAUGGCUGAGAUCAGAUUUUGAACUGAGUACUUCUGGGGAAUCUUUUUGGCUUUGCAAGCCUAAGCUCAUGGGCCAAAUUUGACAGAUGGACAGACAUCAGGUGAUUGGGCACUUUGAAGUCCCAAAGUUAGGACUCUGACAAGGUUAGGACAACACAAGGCUCUUUGCUUCAUGGUCCUAAUCUUAGGUCUAGGACUACAGUGAUAAUAUUUGAUAUUUUUUACUCCCGUGUUGCAUUCUUUGACUUUUCAGUUAUCAAAAAGGUUAGAGAUCUAGGGCAGGCAUAGGCAAACUCGGCCCUCUAGAUGUUUUGGGACUACAACUCCCAUCAUCCCUAGCUAACAGGAGCAGUGGUCAGGGAUGAUGGGAAUUGUAGUCCCAAAACAUCUGGAGGGCUGAGUUUGCCUAUGCCUGAUCUAAGGCUAGGGCCAAUCCCUGUUUGAUCUCAAUAAUUUCCAUUCUCCCCUGUGUGGUUUUUGCUGAUGUGUGUUCCAUUUGACUUCACUGGCACAUGCCUGUUUGCAAAAUGAACAAAAGUAGUUGCUGUGCAUCUUCAUAGAAUUCAUAGAAUCAUACAGUUGGAACGGAUCCCAAAGGGACAUCUAGUCUAAUCCCAUGCAAUGCAGGAAUCUUAACUAAAGCAUCCAUGACAGAUGGUCAUCCAAUCUCUGCUUAAAAAACCUCCAAGGAAGGAGAGUCCACAACCUCCCAAGGGAAUUUGUUCUACUGUUGAACAGCUUUUACUGUUAGAAAGUUCUUCCUGAUGUUGAGUCGGGAUCUCCUUUCAUGUAGCUUGAAUUCAUUGGUUUGUGUCCUAUCUUCCAGAGCAGGAGAACACAAGCUUGCUCCAUCUUUCAUGUGGCAGCCCUUUCGAUAUCUGAAGGUGACUCUCAUGUCUCCUCUCAGUCUCCUCUUUUCCAGGCGAAACAUACCCAACUCCCUCAACUGUUCCUCAUAGGGCUUGGUUUCCAGACCCUUGAUAAUCUUGGUCGCUCUCCUCUGAACAUGUUUUGGCUUGUCAGUAUCAUUCUUAAAUUGUGGUGCCCAGAAAGCGUUCUCAUCUAACUAAGUUCUAUUCAGGCAAGACCCACUGAAAUUAACGGACAUAACUAGCAGGACCAGUUGGGAGUUAUUGAACCUAAAUUAGUCACACCCAUUAAUUCCAGUGGAUCUAACCUGAGCAGAACUUGGCUGAAUGCAGCCAGAUGUCAACAAUACUACAAGGCUUAAGCACAUGCAGCUGAAACAGCUGGGUUUUGUUUACCCCUGCUUCUCCCUCCUAUGUUGUUGUGCCCUGUGUCAAAUUUUAGAUUGUAAACUUCUUGGGGGAGGGACCUGUCCUCCCCUGCUUGUAUAAAGUGUCAUGUGCGCCAUGGGCACUAUAUAAUUUUUCUUUCUUUCUUUCUUUCAAAGGUGGCAAGGUUUCUAAGAUGCUGUGUAUACUUCUUCAUGUCUUGCAUCCUAUUUCAUGGAAUAAUUGUUCUUUAUGGAGCACCACUGAUAGAGUAAGUUGCUUUAUACAAAACACACACAUCAUAAAUCACAAAGCCAAAUGUCCUGUACUGUACUGAGUCAUUUGGACCCAGGUCUGCCCAAGUUUGCAUACUUCGUAGUAGACCCAGGCGUUUGCUUGGAGUAUUGUGUAGUGGCCUGGUCACCUCUCCUUAAAAAGGAAUUUGUAGAGUUGGAAAGGUUCAGAAAAAGGCCAACAAAAUGGUCGAGGGGAUGGAGCAACUCCCCUAGGUGGAAAGGCUGCAGCGUUUGGGACUUCUUAGUUUUGGAAAUAGGGGAGUUAGAGGCUACAUUAUAGAGGUGUUCAAAAUUAUGCCUGGUGUGGAGAAAGUGGAUAAGAGGAAAGCCCGCCCCCCUUCUCAUAACACUAAAUUUUGUGGACACCCAGUGAAACAGAAUGUUGGAAAAUUCAGGACAAACGAGCGGAAGUACUUCAGACAGCACAUAAUUAGACUAUGGAAUUUGGCCACCAGCUUGGAAGGAUUAGACAAAUGCAUGGAAGACAAUGCCACCAGUGGCAACUAACCAUAAUGGCUAUGUUCCAUCUGCACCGGCAGAAGCAAUAUGCCUAUGAAUACCAGUUGCUGGAAACUGAAGGAGAGCAAAAUACUCUUGUGCUGAGUUCCUCUCAUUGACCACUGUGGGAACAGGAUGCUGGACUAGGUGGAUCCUUGGCCUGAUCCAGCACAGCUGAUCUUAUGAGUGGGUGACGAUGCCUCUUGCUUGUAUGGAUGAAUGUGUGUGUGUUUGUCUAUAGUGUCCUUUGUAAAGGUAAAAGAAACACUUGUUACUCUGCCUGCUUUUGGCUCUGGACCCAAUCACUACUAUAGUCCCUGGAAGGUGGUCCAUGAUGGAGUGUGGUCCUCUGUCUAUUACAGAACUUAGGGAAAUUGAAAUCCACAUUGAAGUAUCCUUUCUGUUGAGUUUGCCAAGGCAGACCUUGGAGGAGAGCUUCACUGACCCAUAUGCUGUUGCCUCCCUUUUUUCCAGGUCAGUACUGGAGACCUUCCUAUUUGCAGUUCUUCUGUCCACAUUUACUACAUUGCACUGCUUGUGUUUGCUGGGGCCAAACAUCCACAUGUGGCUCAGGGUGUUCAGUAAAAAUGGGUAAGUUGCAUGCAGUAUCCUAAUUUUACUAUUUUCCUCCAUAGAUUUUAUUAAAGCUUAAAAGAAGAUAUACAGUCAUACCUCAUGUUGCGUCCACUUCAGGUUGCAUUUUUUUGGGUUGUGGACUGCCGAAAUCCGGAACGGGUUACUUCUAGGUUUUGGCAGUCGCGCAUGCGCAGAAGCACUAAAUCGCGCUUUGCGCAUGUGCAGACACACAGAAGCGGGUUGCAAACGCUGCGGGUUGCGAAUGUGCAUCCCGCACGGAUCACGUUCACAACCCGAGCGUCCACUGUACAAAGAUUAAUAUAAAAUACAACAUAUCUUUUGUAACACAAAAAAAUAAAAAAGUCAAUCUAAGUAAAAACAAAGAAAGAGAAAGGGGGGAAAUAGGGCUUUUGAUUCUUUGACUAUCAGCCAUUUAAAAAAAACAUUCAAAACAUUCACUCCAAGGUAACCCCCAACUAUUCUACUUUCUAUAAAACAGUGUUUUCUUUAGUCCUAAAACACAGAUAUCACAAGUUCGCUUUCUUUUUCGUGCAAAAAUUCCAUAAUGGGUUUCUAGUCAAUAAUAAAUAUCAACAAUGAUUUUUCUCUAAUUAAACAUGUCAACUUCUCCAUGUCAGCCAAGCCCAUUAAUUUCAGCAACCAUUCCCCCAUAGUAGGUAAUGAUAAAUCUUUCCAUCUUUGUGCAUAUAAACGUCUCACCACUGUAAUCAUUUAAUGAAAUAAUCUUCCAUAAUCCUUUUCUAAUUGUAUAUCCAUUGGUCCUAAAAGGAAAAGUUCUGGAUUCAGCCGAAAUCUUCUGUAAUCUUCUGUAUGAUUUGUAUCCAAUAUUUCUUAGCUUUUUCAUGUGUCCACCAAGCAUGGUAAAAUCUCCCUUCAUAUUUUUCACACUUCCAGCAAACAUUUGGAAUGCCUUUAUACGUUCUGAAUAAUUUCACAGGAGUUAAAUACCAAUGAGCAGUUUCCUAAUUUUGCAUUACCACUAGUGUAUUUCUCUUAUAUUUAGGAAACUCUACUAAAUCCAAUUAAAUACUAAGAUUAAAACAAGCUAAGUGUAGCUAACAUCUCUUAAACACCCAAUCAUUAUCCUCAAAGCAAUCUUGUAUGAUUAUAACCUUCUGAAGAAAGGACCACAUGUGAACGCGUGGAAAAGGCACAGCAGAUUAUUCACCAAGGGCGGUCGGUUUCGUAAAAACAGUGUCUAAAUUUAUUAAAACAUCCAUUGCUGGAUUUUUUUGUUGUUUGGAAAACUGGAGAAAUGUGGUACAUGUUAGUUUGAAAACUCAUUUUGAGCAGGGAUGGGGAGCUUGAAACAUUUAAAUAGAAAUUCAAGGAUUGGAAUCAAACCGGAAAGUGUGAGAUCAAGCUUGCUUUUCUCACAGUUUGCCUUGUUUCCUUUACGUUCUUCUGUGUGUGUAUUGACGUGGAUAAAAGGGAGUCCUUGCAUCCCUGAAGGCCAAAACAUGAAAGGGCUGUAAUUAUUGCUAAAAUUAUCACAUCGUUUUGGAAAGCUAGACUUACUAUUGAGCUGAAUCAGGCAGCACGUCGCAGUCUUGCGAUCAGUGAUAUUUCUGAUAGGAACCUGCCACAUACCAAGUCAGACCAGGGGUUCAUCUCGCUCAGUACUGCCUUCACUGGCCGGCAGCAGCUCUCUGGGGUUUCAGACAAGGGUUUCUCCUAGGCCUGCCUUGAGAUGCCAAGGAUUGAACCUGGGACCAUCUGCAUACAAAUCGGGUACUCUACCACUGACCUACAGCCUUUCCUCCUUAGAUGUGAUCCACUGAGCCUGCUUUAUUUUGUGCCUGUGCUUAUUCUAUUGUUAAUUGUUGUUGUUGUUUAGUCGUGUCCGACUCUUUGUGACCCUGUGGACCAGAGCACGCCAGGCACUCCUGUCUUCCACUGCCUCCCGCAGUUUGGUCAAACUCUUGCUGGUAGCUUCGAGAACACUGUCCAACCAUCUCGUCCUCUGUCGUCCCCUUCUCCUUGUGCCCUCCAUCUUUCCCAACAUCUAGGGAGUCUUCUCUUCUCAUGAGGUGGCCAAAGUAUUGGAGCCUCAGCUUCAGGAUCUGUUCUUCCAGUGAGCACCCAGGGCUGAUUUCCUUCAGAAUGGAUAGGUUUGAUCUUCUUGCAGUCCAUGGGACUCUCAAGAGUCUCCUCCAGCCCCAUAAUUCAAAAGCAUCAAUUCUUCGGCAAUCAGCCUUCUUUAUGGUCCAGCUCUCACUUCCAUACAUCACUACUUCUCUAUUCUUAAUAGGGAGAUGCGAACAGAGACAGACCCUGUAUCACUUUAGCAUGGGAUUUCAACCUCUCUUUCUUACUUUUAAAGUGGUAAAUAGCAACAAGAAAGCAGUUCUCACCCCUACCCCAAUGCCUUGACACUUUUGGUGAAUGUUUAGCUUUAUUUUCUGGAUCUUGUGUGCUCUUUAAGAAAGGCGGGGGGGGGGGAGUAAAUUGAUGCAGUCUGAAAAGUCUGUUGGGUCUGGUUAUUGCCUGAAUGCUUAUUGCCUGGGAACUACAUCUGUGCCACCUUGGGGUUCAAGAUGGAAGUAAGGCAGGCUACAAAUACAAGGAAAUAACAGGUUAUUAUUUUGCUGAAGGAUUCCAUCUAUUACAUUUGAAUAGGGUUUCAAUAUUGGCAUGGAAAAGAGACUGGAAGAAAUGUUUUUAGAAAAGAUUUCAGACUGCUUUGGUCGCAUGGCUGAUCAGGUGGAAAGAGGGACUGAACACAAGCGUGCCGGUUUUGUUGUUGAUGUUCUUGUUGUUUUAAAUUACACCCUGCUUAAACUGACCCCAUCAGACUUUCCAGUAGCUUAGGACAAAAAAUACAAUAAAAACCUGUCCCCAGACAAUUUGAAAUCCUAUCUUGCAAACCUUUUUUAUCCCUCCUUCCUGAGUUCUGAAGGCCUUUGCAAAACAGGGAAGUUUUCAUGCUAAGGUGGGGGGGUGGGGUAUGCUGCCAGUGGGCCCGGAUCCUUAUGUCCCCACACUGUGCGUGAGUCACAUUUGACAGGUGAGUGGAGCCACCCACUUGCCAAUUGCCUGAUAUCACAAUGACAUCAGGUGGCCGGCUUUCAGCCCCACACUUUGAAAUCAAACUCUGCAGGCAAAGGCACAACCCACAGGAUGCUGACAAUCGACUCAUUGUUAGGCCUUGCCAAGCCCUGGGGUGUACCACUCUGCAAAAUCUGACAAUCAUCUGGCUGCCGGAGUCUCUAAAAAGCCAGGCAGACAGUGCUUUGCAGGCACCACUGGUCACCUGAUUGGCGGCUCCUGCCAGUCCCCUUUCAGCUCAGCCAUGUCUUCAUCUGCCCCACACCUAAUACCGCAUAUGACAUCACAUGUAGAGAAAGUGGGCAUAGCUUGUUCUCCCAGUUCAAAAGGGGGGGCACAGGCCUGUUGCCCCUCUGCUGCUCUAGGGCGUCAGAAAAAAUUCCAGUUCACGCUGAAAAUUUGCCCUAAGCGAUUUCCCCCAUUCCUUAUUAAAAUUUUGGUCUUCCUGAUUUAAAACUUAUCUUAAAGACCAUUGUAAACAGUUAAAAUUGUUAGUAGGAUUGGAAUAUCACUUGUAGUUUAAUGGUGGAUUCUGGACACAACGGAGAUGUAAAAGAUUUGGAUCAUCAUAAAAGAUGCAGGAGGAAUUACUAAUAAAAGGACUCACAAAGGAGAGGAUGGAAGCCCAGGAGAUUCCUUGGUUUCUUGUUUUUAUUAUUUAUGUUUGAUAUGUAACUGUCAAAAUUUUAUCUGAAAAACCAAAGAAAUAUUUUUUUGGGAAAAAGAAAGAAAGAAAAUUUGCCCUAAGCAAAUUUACAUGGGAUAAUUUUCCAGAAAAUGUUCCACUUCAGAAUUUUCUAGGAAACUCCCAUCACUGGCUGCUUAACCUUUCCCUCCUGCUAUGGAUCUCCCGCCCCCACCCCCAACCUCUCCUUGAAGCGCUUGCUUUGGAUUAGGCGAACUGCCUGAGGAGAAGGAAUCAUCUCUGUCUGCUCCUACAGCUGCUCUGAUAAAAUCUGGAGGUUCCCCGCCACACUGCCCCGCCUGGCAGCUGCAUUAGAGUGGUGAGAUAUUCCCCUUGUCUCCCGCCUCACACGUGGUUUGGUCCUGUCAAAAUCACUGUUAACAAGUGCUUUUGUUAACAAGUCAUCUGUCAUCUCAAGAAACGCUAGCAGAAGGCUCUUCUGUGACAGAAGGAGUGCAACAACUACUUUCUGAUUUCUCCUCCCCCCCCCCCCCAGCUCUAACGUUGCUAUGGCUCAGCUCUGUCAUUAGGCACUGCUUUUGGAAAAACUGAAGGUAAUGGCAAAUGGUGUUAUUGUGUAAUUUUGGUUUGGCUCUGAGAUGACUCUGGUAGAAUCUCUCCAGGUAAGGAAAAAUUGCUCGAAUAAAUAUUGUGUCAUUUAAAAUAUAGGAAUAUUCAAAUCAACAGCAGAAUAGUAUUAUAGCUAUAUGCCUAAAAAUAAAACUUCCCACAAUGGCAAAGGCAGGCAUUUUAAAAACACUUAAUGUUUAGUUGGUUGCAGGACACCCAUAUCAAAUAACAAAGACCCUCAACUCUCCCAUGGCAGAAGAUGCAACGUAUAAGUCAUUGUGCAUAGCCUCUACUAUCUUCAAAGUGAAGACCGCUUAGCAAUAGACUUGACUGUGUCUUUAGAGGGAAGUUAGCUGGAAAUUAACUUGCAGAUACAAGGUGCUACAAGAGCAGUAGGGCAGGGACCUACCUACCACUGAAAGCUCUGAGAUAGGAACUGUGUUACUAAAGGCAACCAGAAAUAAUACCUUGUACCUGACUUGGUGCAAGGCAUGCUCAUGUUUCCAGCAAGUCAAUACAUGGUUGUGAUUAUUUGGUGUCUGAAAAUGUUAACAAAGGUUAACAUUUGGUCUCCCAGCCCAGUCUAGGGAGAUAAUUUAACUUACAUUGUAUUUCUUCCCCCCUCUGAUUCUAGUGACCCCAGCUUACUCUGUUCACUGAGUCUCUUAGAACUUAUUUUGGGUGAAGGUGACUCUGCGCUUCUGCCUCUCUGCAUAGAUCUUUGCCCAUUGCAUACAUAGCCCCAUCUCUAUUCCCUGGACAUGUUAGAGUGUGACAUUAGUGAGGCUCAAGAGUCCCACUUUGCACAUAAUGGUAAACUAUGGUUUAAAGUUACGAGGGUGAGGAUCGUGUGCUGGCCCUUGCCCCCCUCUGGUGCAGCUGCCAAGAAGAGCUUGGAUGCUUCCGUUUCUGAUUUAGAUUAGCCAGUUUAGUGUUGUGUCCUGACUCUACACUGUCAUUAGUGAAAACAAGCAAGCUUCAUAAAGCACGGUUUGAAGUUGGCUUGUUUUCUGUAACCGUAGUUAAGAUUAACCAUAAUUUGUCCAGCUUCAGAUAGCAUGACAAGUUCUGGUUCGUUUAAAACAGAAGCAAAAGUGUCUGCAAAACUCUUGGCCGUUCCAAAGAAGGAAAGGAGGAGCAGGAACUGGAACCCAGAAAUUAGUUUGUAUAUAUUAUUUUGUUGUACAUUUAUGUAAGAGUUGGCAUUAUACUGAGGUAGCAUUCUACUAUAUUAAAUCUAAUUAUCCCAAGAUAUUUAGUGUUUCACUGACAGUCUUCGACUUAAACUGAUUUUUGUUUUCUUUGCAAAAAAAUAAAAUAUUUCUUGGGUUGUAUUCAACAAAGUCAUCCCAUAAACUUCCAUUUCCUGUGUAACCCCUCUCUGCACCAGUAGGUUGGGGGAGACCUCAGAACAGAUUGGGUCAGGGCAGGGAGAGGAGAGGAAGGAGACGUCCAUUGUGCAGGUGAAAGUCCUUUUGCUAAUGGAACACCUGUUGGAGCACAACCCAUUACCUUUAAUUCCCACUGCCCCCUUAAAAGUCUAUAAUGUUUCGGUGGCAACUAAUAGUUGGGGAGUGAAAUGAUUUUGCGGUGUUCUUUUUAAUGCAUUCUGAAAAACAGUCAAUUUGGAAACUCCCUAUUAAGCAUAAAAAGGCAUUGGCCGGAACAUGCUGAACAAUCUGAAUUCUCUGUUCCCCAGCCAGCAAUAUGGGCAUUUUGUUGGAAGUCUCUAGUGGAUGAACUAUUCAGUCAAUUGAGCAUUUGGAUUUGGCCUGUUGGGACAUACGCUGGUGUACUAAAGCACUCUGUCUUAAUGUGCACCCACCCAUGUCAUCCCAAUUCAGCAUGACCACCACUUUAAGGGCAAAAAUGGCGAGGUUUUCCUUAAACAUUUGCACAUUUGGCGUGAACUCAGUAAGGCUCCAUGACUGGUGAUGCUGGCACAUGUUUGCAGGUGCAAAAAUGGAUUUCCCUGCCUCUCCAAGUGAUAAGCUUGGGCAGCAUGGAGUGAGGAAGGGGUGGUGAUGGUGGAAGUAGAUGGGCUGAUUAGUCAACGACCCAAGUUUCUGUAUCUGGGUACCUUUUGUCUCCUUACACUGAUUUUUUAUAUGUAGAAUUCAGGUGCUACUGGGAUAAGUCUUAAGGGGAGAUAACUCUAAUGGAUGAUGCAGAGAAACUGGGGUUUUUCUCAUUGGAAGCUGCCUUAUGCCAUAUGCCAAGUCAUCUUUGGCCAGUCUAGCUUACUCUGCAUAAUCUGACUGGCAGUGGUUCUCCAGGGUUUUCAGCAAGGAGUCUUUCCUAGGCCAAAGAUUGACCCUGCAAUCUUUUGCCUGCCACGUAUGUGCUCUGCAUCUGAGUUCUAACUCUUCUAAUUCUUACUCUUUUAUGGGAUGAGAAAGCAGAGGGAAAGCCCAACGGUGGUGGGGUAUGUACUGGGUACCUGUGUUGUGGACUCAGACCCUACUGUUGUCUUAGGUAAGUUACUUCCUUCACCAGUGUUGAAGCAAGGAUUCUUCAACAUCAACUUCGUUGGACUGGUCAGGUUGUGCAGAUGCCUGAUGAUCGUCUUCCAAAGCAAUUACUCUAUUCCAAACUUAAAAAUGGAAAGCGUAAUGCUGGUGGUCAACAAAAGAGGUUCAAAGACUCUCUCAAGGCAAAUCUUAAAAAAUGAUAGUAUAAACACCGACAACUGGGAAACACUGGUCUGCGAGUGCUCCAGUUGGAGAACAGCCUUUACCAAAGGUGUCAUGAGCUUUGAAGACACUCGAACUCAGGACGAAAGGGAGAAACGUGCUAGGAGGAAGGCACGCUUGGCAAAUCCACACAGUGAUCAACUCCCGCCAAUGUCCCCACUGUGGAAGGACAAGCGGAUCCACGAUUGGCCUCCACAGUCACUUAUGGACUCAUUGUUAAAACUGUGUUUAUGGAAGACAAUCUUAUUCGGCUACGAGUGAUCCCCAAAGAUUUCCUUCCAUCUGGUCCAGCUUUCUGCUUCCAACGUUACCUAUUCAAGCAUUGACCAAAGGCGAUCUCACUUCCCCUGUGGUUUGUCCAAGAGCACCUCUUGUUGAGAGGUAUGCUGCCUUUGAAUCUGAAGCUUCCAUUUCUCUAUCAUGGGGAACGUACAGUCAGAAGGGACCUCAAGGGUCCUCUCGUCCAACCCCCUGCAGUGGAGGAAUCGCAGCUAAGAAUGGGCAGAGCAGGUAGGAAGAGCUGCCUGCUAUCAGGGUGGAGCUGAGAGAAGGUAUUAUGGCAGGGAUCCCCAAAGGGGAUUACUGACUCUGUCAUUUGCCAUGCUGGCUGGUGGAUGUUGCUGUCCCAAUAGUGUCUGCAGGGCACCAUGUUGGGGGUGGUUUGGUAGUGUGGAAAGGACAUUUUGCACACAUACUCCAUGUCAUCGGAGUCGCCAGCUGUCCCAGGGAACUCAAACGUUUAAAAAUAAACCCCCACCCUUUUUUUUGCAGGGGGUGCAUGGAGUGUGCACAGAGAAUGCUAAGAGUUUUCAUUGUUUGGUGCAAUCUUUCUAAGUGUGUUGUGCACGCACACAAAGAGAAUUAUAUAUAAAUAAACCACAUCCUGUGCUUUAAAUAAUUGCUCCCCACGGCUCCUGUCUCCUGUAGUUCUGUCUGCGAGGAACAAGACGCCUUCGGCUCGCCACUCCUGGACUUUGCUUUGUGCUCUGACAUCUCUGUAUUGUAACCGGUGUCACUAAGCUAAUGGCCAGCUGUCACAAGCCCAGAGCGGGGAAGAAAUGCUGCGAAGAGAUUGUCAGGGCUGAUGGAGGCAGGAGAGGAAACCUCUUUGGAAAACUGCUCAAGCAUUGUUGGGGAAAAUAGCAGGCUGCACAAAAAGCCCUUGCUUGUCUUACAGACAAUUGGCGAUUUUGUUACUGCUGCUAUUUGAAUCCUUCUUUGCCUUUCUCACCUCUUACCUCCCUCCAACCCCCUGCCCGGGCUAGCUGCUCACUUUUUAAAAAAAUAAUUAUUUAUUUUUAUCUUUUUAAGAAAGGAAUACAUCAAAGAAAAGGCACAGCUGCUCCAACCCCAUUUAAAGAAACCCCCCUUUCCCCAUGGUGACCCAGGAGGCAUGACUCAAAGCAAUAAACGCUUACCUAGCAGGCAGACUUAUAGUGGGUUCCACUAGGAUGAGCGGUUUAGGAGGCAGUGGAUCUCUGGCUCAGCCUGCUGAUUCCCAACUCAUCCGGUGUUAAGUCCCCAACUCCUUCUUGGUCAAAGAUAAGGCUGCAUAACUUGCUCAUCCCAACUCAGCUGUCACUCAGUCAGCUUAGCUGAACCAUAGUUGACCAUUGCUGAUCGUCAAAUUUCCAACCCUUCGUCUCCCUCCUGUGCCUUUUAAAAUCCCAGUACCGUAUUUUUCGCCCUAUAGGACGCAAAGGCCCAUAGGACGCACCUAGUUUUUUGGAGGGGAAAUAAAGAAAAAAAAAUUAUUCCCCCCCCCAGCCGCGGGGCUGGGGCGGGGGAAGCCCAAGCUUUUAAACACGCACCUACCGUAGUUUUUAGAGGAGAAAAACAAGAGCAACAGGCUCCCUAGGCUGCGGAUGUCUGCCCGGCACGUGGGGCGCUCUGCUUCAGGGCUCUCUGCGUGCCGGGCGGCAGGCUGCUAUCCGCAGCCUAGGGAGCCCUGCGGGAACUCCCGCGGGCUCCCCAGGCUUGCUGAUAGCUUCCUGAAGCCUGGAGAGCGAGAGGAGGGGUUGGUGCGCACCGACCCCUCUCGCUCUCCAAGCUUCAGCGAAAGCCUGCAUUCGCCCCAUAGGACGCACACAGAUUUCCCCUUCAUUUUUGGAGGGGAAAAAGUGCGUCCUAUAGGGCGAAAAAUACGGUAAGUCUCCCCUGUCCCAAUUCAGCAAUAUUGUGUGGAGGUGAGAGACUAUGCUCGGUGCUUGCCUUGCGUUUCCAAAAGGGCAUUUAGUUGCAUCGUUGGUGCCAGGUGUGCUUGUGCAAACUAGUCUGGGAUCCUAAAUCUGUACUAUCUCUUGCUUCUCUGUGAGAUGUAUUUCUUUUUACAUUUCUUCAUUUCUCUUUUUUUGUCCUUAGGGUCUUUUGUAGUAUUUCUUUGCCUCCCUGUAAUUAUGGUCUAGUUUGCAGUGAAGUGGUAAAUCUGUGUCUGGGCUCUCUCCCUCCAGACUGCAGGGGAGGACUUGCAUGACUGGCUGCUCCUUGAGCCAAAAAUAAAAAUAAAAAUGAGGAAAGUGGAGUGCUUGCCCUUGCUUCUCCUUGGCAUGGGGAAUGGGCACAGUGUCUGCUUUGCAUGUCGAUGGUCUUGGGGUCAAUCCCUGGCAUCACCAGAUAAGACUGGGAAUGUCUGCGCUCUGAAACCCUGGAGAGUUGUUGCCUCUCAGCCCAGACAGUACGGAUCAGGGGUCUGUAUAUGACAGCUUCCUAGGGCCAGCUUUUCAACACAACUUUUUGGUUCCUGAAAUUCAUUCUGAUUGUGCAGAUAAAAUAUAACAGAUAGAAUUCUACAGGAUGUGUUGCUGGUGUGUGAAAACAGUUCAGAUCCAAUGAUCUCCAGGUGGUGGAGACAUCAGGUGCCAUCCUGGCUUUUGGGCAUCUUCACUUGGUCGCAAGCGACUGACAGACAGGUGCAAAAUGCGCCUGGCAAAUUUUGAAUGCUGUUCCCAGGGAACUGGUGAAUUGUAGCUCUGUGAGGGGAAUAGUAAAGGUAAAGAGACCCCUGACCAUUAAGGUCCAAUCGUGGCCGACUCUGGGGUUGCGGCGCUCAUCUCGCUUUAUUGGCCGAGGAAGCCGGCAUACAGCUUCCGGGUCAUGUGGCCAGCAUGACUAAGCCACUUCUGGCGAACCAGAGCGCCACGAAACGCCGCCAUCUUUCCGCCGAGCGUACCUAUUGUCUACUUCACGCAAAUAGCAUCGGCAUUGCCGCUGAUUCGACCACUGAUCAGCGAAAUCGGCCUGUGGCAACCCAUGCUCACCCUGAAAUACACAUAGCUCAUAUUUCGGGAGAAAGCCACAGCUGUCUGAAGACUAGUGCCAAGGUAUUGCCUAGAUCGCGUGACUCAGAGGCUGCAUCACUGAUUGAUCUACGAGUCACACUUUCAUUGCUGUUAAACCCAGGCCUUCUGCUUCCCAGUGCCGGGUGAUUCACAAUGACUUCAGGAUUUCUUUCCUGAGUGGCAAUUGCUAAUUCAGAGGCUAAAACUUGGGGUGGGGAAUCUGUGUAUGUAUUUUGUGUGUCUUCCCUGCCGUCCCAUUACCACCUGGAGUAUCAUCUGCUGUUUCUUUGCCCACACUCUGUGUUAUGAAAGCUUUCUGCAGCUCCUCGCAAUCUGUUGUGGAUUUUUAGCCGUUGUGAUUUGUUUCUGUGUCAUCUGCACAUUUAGCUGCCUUGACACUUUUUUGCAGCUCGGAUCCUCAGACUGUUGUUGCUAGUUCCCUCCAUUACAGAAAUUGACCAUAUGUAACACACACACACAGAGAGAAUGUGCUUUGGCCAGUUGUCUAGUCAUGAAAAAGGUGCAUAAACCUAAGCAAGCAAUAAGUAUUUCAGGACCUGAGCUAUAAAUGCUGCAAGGCUUUUGCAGUGUACGUCUGACGUAUAAAAAAAUAACAAUGAGGCGUUUUGCUUAGGUUGCUUCUCUCUCUUCCUUGGCCAAAGUCGGUUGUUAGCGCAGAUACCAUGUCUAAGCAAAGCCUCUAAUGCGAUAAAUUCAGCUACAGACUAAGCAGGAGAUAUUCUCUUGCCGUCUGCGCAGAAGUGUUUGUUUAUGCUGGAGCUGAUUUUGCAGGCGCCGCUGUACUUAAGGAAUUUGAAAUGUUAUGCCAGCCUGGUGAUUUGGGCUGAUUUUGUGUCUGCCGUGAAUGCUUUUGAGCUAGGAUAAAAGUUGGAUCUUCCCUCUUUCUGUGCAUACAGCCUGGGUAAUAAUGUUGCAACCAGAUGGCAAAGUGUCUGUAAACACUGAGCGCUGAAGGCUCCAACGAUGCCCUUUCUGUGACAGCUAAAAGUCAUUGUGGUUACUUUUAUUUACUACUUUAAAAUUGGUACAAGCUGGAUUAAAGAGCCUUCUAAGGAUAUCUAUCGCCCUGUGUUUUCAGACAUAGGAACAUAGGAAGUUGCCUUAUACCUAGUCAGACUAUUGAUCCAACUAGCUCAAUAUUGUCUUCACUGGCUGUCAGUAGGUCUCCAGGGUUUUGGACAUUUUCAUCCCCAACCUGGAGAUGCUCAGGAUUGAGCCAGGCAACUUGUGCUUGCAGAGCUGAUGCUGUGCUUCUGAGCUAUGUGUGGUGUAGUGGUUAAGAGCAGUAGUCUCCUAAUCUGGGGAACCGGGUUCACGUCUUCGCUCCUCCACAUGCAGCUGCUGGGUGACCUUGGGCCAGUCACACUUCUCUGAAGUCUCUCAGCCCCACUCACUCACAGAGUGUUUGUUGUGGGGGAGGAAGGGAAAAGAGAAUGUUAGCCGCUUUGAGACACCUUCGGGUAGUGAUAAAGUGGGAUAUCAAAUCCAAACUCUUCUUCUUCUUCUGUGGCCCUCCCCCAAAUUGGUAUCUGCAGUCGACGGUUUACGGUGUUCCCUAAGAGAUGUGUCCAAAACAUUGGCUGUCUAAAGUGUAGCUCAUUCCCUAUGUUACAUUUCUGUGUGCAUAGACAUGUGCACUCAUCUGUGAAUUAUGUGCUUAAAAAUAAAAUGUCGUUUCCUUCCCAUUUCUUGCAAAAUGCCCAUAGUUGGAAACAGAUAUAUAAUUUUUUUUUAAAAAAACCCCAAGCAUGAUUGAAAACAAUAUUAUACCAAAAUGGACAGGAGCAGUAAAUAAAACCUCUGGAGCUGCAGUCAAGCGUCGGUCAGCAAUAAAAGAAACACAUGUUAAUUCUUUAUUCAAGGAACCAAAACAGUGCAGGCCUAGUGAUCCCAUCAACUCUUUCCAGGAGGUCUUGCUCCAACAAGGCAGUUGUGAGAAGUUCCCCAUCUUCCCACUACAGUGCUACCUCAGGUUAAGAACUUAAUUCGUUCUGGAGGUCCGUUCUUAACCUGAAACUGUUCUUAACCUGAAGCACCACUUUAGCUAAUGGGGCUCCUGCUGCCGCCGCGCAAUUUCUGUUCUCAUCCUGAAGCAAAGUUCUUAACCCAAGGUACUAUUUCUGGGUUAGCAGAGUCUGUAACCUGAAGCGUCUGUAACCCGAGGUAUCACUGUACUUCCUGAGACUCCUCCUUUCCAGGGUCUUUCCCAAGCAGUCGCAAACUGCACCUGCACACAACCUCCCUCUGCUCUGUCCUCUUCAAUUCUCUGCAUGUUUUAGGAGACCCAGAAAGAAGGGAGCUGGUCGCAGCAGGAGGGGGAGACUUCGUGGCAUUUCCAGCAGCCGGCCUCUCUGUCUUCUGGCCCUCCUCCUCUUCUGCCCCAGAGUCUGAACUGCCCUCUACCACCGUCUCUUCCUGCCCACCAAACCCUGUUCCCUUUUCUGCUUCCGACACCACCUCCUCCCAGUCUGCUCCCUCCUCUCCCUCUGGCCACUCAUGGUAAUCCCACCACCAGUCUCCUGGCUCUGAGCCAUCUUUCGCUGGGGGUUCCCUUGGGGGGGGGGGUUCCCCAGCUGGUACCUCCCACCAUUCCUCUGCAUCCAAGCAAAUCCAUGACAGGAACUGAGGGAGCUAGGAGGGGAAAUGAUCAAGAACUGCAGAAACCAUAGGCCAGCCAGAACCCAAAAGUUUUUAACCAGCAGGCAGGGGUCCAAAUGGGGACAUGCAGUUCGAUGGAUCAAGGGCCGCAACAGAGAAGGCUGUUUCAUGUGUUCCCACCACCCACAUUUCAGUGUGCAAUGUGCAAAAGAGCUUUGCCAACUGAUUGGAGAUAAUCGGCAGGAUAUUUCGGGGGCGCUGGUCCAUUUUUGCAAAUGAUCCGGCUUCGGGUGCUAGGAUUGAAGAGUGCAUUGCAUUUCCAUAUGUCAGGCAGGGAAGGAGAAUCCUGUGGCUCUCCAGCUCUUGUUGGACUCUAACUCCCAUUGGCUCUGCUGGCUGAGCCUGAUGGGAGGUGGAGUCCGCCAACAUGUGGAUGGUCACAGGAUCCCGCUGUCAAGCAAAGAGGUUGCAGAAUGUCAGUUUAGAAUGGGAUGCCAUUGCAUGAGACACCAUGCACCUUUGUCAGCGCCCUCUAGAUAGCUGACAACUUGCAAACCUUCUCUCAUCCCCCCCCCCCCAAUCCUAUGGUUACAUAAGCAGCAAUUUUCUCAGCGGGGGCGGAAAGAAACCAAACCAAUUUUAAGUGAAAUCCGAUUCCCUAUGUAAGUAAACGUAAAUCUCAUCAGACUCGUGUGGAUAGACAUCUGGGUCUAGCUCCAGGAAGUGGCAGUCCCUUGUGGUUCUUGCGCAUAAGUCUCUAUCAGGACUUGGGCGACAACAAUGCAAGGAUCUUGAUUUACACCUAAUUAAAUGUCAACGAUUUGAAUUAGAUUUCCCUCCAAUGUGACUAGAAUUCCUCAGCCAGGAGCCUUUGAUACCCCGCUGAACUUAAUUAAAAAGUUUGCACAGUGGGAGGAAUGGCAGCAUGUGAAUAGUGAAUCACGAGGGUUCGGAAAAGCCCCUGGUGCCACACGGAGUCCCAGAAGGGUACCAAUGCUGGUGAAAUUUUAUUGUUACUUUGCUGAAAGGGGUGAGGCUUUGCCCCCUUGAUUUGAUCUGCAGUUCGCUCAGCCCACAUCCCACUAUACAGAGUUGCCCCUAGGCAGUUUCAGCUGUGGGGCUUUCUGGACUCUAACCAUCUGAUGAGCUUUCUGUACUGCUUUGCAGGUGAGGCAGAGGCAAAUGUGCUCAGCCAAUAUUUAUGUAUUUUUAAAACCUAUAUCCCGCUUUUCACCACCUGAGUCUCAAAGCAGCUUACAACAGACCCUCCAAGUGUCCCUGUUUUCCAGGGACAGUCGCAGAUUUACAGAAGCCAUCCCGGUUUCUGAUUUGAUUCCAGAAUGUCCCAGUUUUCCUUAGGACUUCCCUAUCUUCAUCAGGGAAAUGUUGGAGGGUAUGGAGUUAUGUGACCCCCUGAGCCAAGGAGAUCAGUAACUAUGCAACCUUUAGAAAACAUCCGAAGGCAGCCCUGUGUAGGAAGUUUUAAAAAUGUUUUAUUAUGUUUUUAUAUCUGUUGCAAGCCGCGCAGAGUGACUGUGGCAACCCAGUCUGAUGGGCGGCGUAUAAGUAAUAAAAUUCUUUUUUAUUAUGGAAUUGGACGUCCCUGUUUUCAUCGGAGGAAUGUUAGAGGGUAUGCUUACAACAUUAGGCAUAUACAUUACAGUACAGUCAUACCUUGGAAGUCGAAUGGAAUCUGUUCCGGAAGUCCGUUCAAAUUCCAAAACGUUCAGAAACCAAAGCACGGCUUGUGAUUGGCUGUGGGAAGCUCCUGCAGCCAAUCAGAAGCCCCAUCAGACGUUCAGCUUCCAAAAUAAUGUUUGAAAACCAGAGCACUCAAUUCUGGUUUUCGAUCGUUCAGGAGCCGAAACGCUCGACUCCCAAGGCAUUCGGCAGCCGAGGUACGACUGUAUACAAACUAUUUUAAGCAGAAAUUAAACAUCAGAAAUUUAAACAAAGAACUUCAGCGGUAAUAUUAAAGCCACUGAUCUCUGUAGGUAUUAGCAAUGUUUAGGUUACAACCCUCAGUAGCUAUAUAAAUCAACAUUAACCAAGUAAAACUGUAGGCAAAACAUAUGUUCCAAAUGCCUCUCAAAAUGGCAGUGUUUUCAUAAGCUGCUUUAAAUGCAGUGAAGAUGCAGCCUGGUGGGCCUUGAGAAAGAGAGCGAAAUCCACAGUGUUGAGAGCACUGCUGAGAAGAUAAUCACUAAAUGAUUCCCCCCUUGGGCAAAGGAUCCUUUAAGAAGUUCUACUGUGAUUACUUUUAUAAUCAGGAAGACACUCACAGUAUUCUUUAGUUAUGUAGGAUCCAGACAAUGUCUGGCUUUAAAAGGAAUUCACUUUAAACCCCAUGGCUUGACAUAUAAGAGGGACCACUGGUAGUGUGUAAAUCAAGUGUGACUGUUACUAUUAUUUUUUAGUACGUAUGCCUGCAGUUUUGCAGCUUGACCCUGUACAUUUCACUUAGCUGGUGGGACCUGCUUCCUAGUAAACAUGUUUACUUGGAUAGUACACUUGGACAGGUCAGCUGGUACAGCAUGAGACUAUAUCUCUGGGUGAUACGUUCGCGCCCCACAUUGGGCGAACAGAUUCCUGCAUUGCAGGGGGUUGGACUAGAUGACCCAUGGGACCCCUUCCGUUUCUAUAAUUCUGCGACCCUUUCUUUGGGAUUUGUGGGACACGGGUGGCACUGUGGGUUAAACCACAGAGCCUAGGACUUGCCGAUUAGAAGGUUGGCGGUUCGAAUCCCUGCGACGGGGUGAGCUCCCAUUGCUCGGUCCCUGCUCCUGCCAACCUAGCAGUUCAAAAGCACGUCAAAGUGCAAGUAGAUAAAUAAGUACUGCUCCAGUGGGAAGCUAAACAGCGUUUCCGUGCGCUGCUCUGGUUCGCCAGAAGCGGCUUAGUCAUGCUGGCCACAUGAACCGGAAGCUGUACACCGGCUCCCUCGGCUAAUAAAGCGAAAUGAGUGCCGCAACCCCAGAGUCGGCCACAACUGAACCUAAUGGUCAGGGGUCCCUUUACCCCUUUAUCUUUGGGGUUGCAGCCUUGGCUAGACAGGUCCAAUGCUGCGAAUCAUAGAAUUGGAGAGUUGGAAGGGACCCCAUGGGUCAUCUAUCCCCACCCCUUGCAAUGCAGGAAUCUCAACUAAAGCUUCCAUGACGGAUGGCUGUCAAACUUCUGCUUAAAAGCCUCCGAGGAAGGAGAGUCUGCAACCUCCCGAGGGAGUGCGUUCCACUGUUGGACAGCUCUUACUGCCAGAAAGUUUUUCCAGGUGUGUAGUUGGAAUCUCCUUUCCUGUAACAUGACCCUACGGAGCAGGAGAAACCACAUUACUCUCUCUCCCACGCAACAGCCCUUUAGAUGUUUGAAGGUGGCUAUCGUCUCUCCUCUCAGUUUCCUCUUCCCCAGGCUAAUGCAUGCAUCCCACCCCACCUCUAAAGUUACUGAGCUUUUUUUUGACAUUUCUCCUCCAGGGCAAUGUCCAUCUGGGAUAGCAGUCUACAGAUUACCGCGAUGUGCAGCGUGGUGGGGGCGUGGCUUGGAGCAUUUCCUAUUCCACUGGAUUGGGAUCGUCCAUGGCAGGUUGGUUUCUUCAUCUUAUAUGUGAAUGAACAUUGGCCGAUCAGACCUCUAAGUCUUCCAUGCCGUUUCCAAGAGCAGCCGUACCCCCUUUGAGAAACUUGGAAGCAGGGCAUGAAGGUGGUGGCUUUCCCUGUUGCUAUUCCACAAGCCCCUGCUGUAUUCUGUCCCUGAACCUGGAGAUUUACCUCUUUUGGAAAAAUGGCCAUUGAUAGAUUUAUCCUCCAGGUCGCUUUGUUAAUGGUCCAGGAAUGUCAUUGUUGGAGUUCAGUCCACGUGACCUCUCAGCGCUGCUCCCUUGAUGUCUCAGGGGGGGCCACGUGUUUUUUCUGCCAUCUGAGAACGUGGCCUGCACUGCUGCAGCUUCCCCCCAUUAAAAGCACUUAACAAGAUGCAUCUGGAGCGGGCUAUUGGCGCCAAAUUGAUCUGCAAAAGUGGCGUGGCCAAGCCCUGUGCCCGAAAACAAUACUUUGCAGUUUUCGAAAAAACAGAGCCCUGGCAAGCUUUGCUGCUGGUGAGGAAAAUGUGACGCUUGCAGGAAAGCUGUAAAUGCAGCUGGCUGAGCGGCUACUGGCAAUUGAUGCCAUUUUCAGAGUUGCAUAACCCCUGCAGGUCAGUUCAAGAGGUUUCUGACUUUAAAACCAAUCUAAAGCAGUUUCUUUCUCCUUUCGCAAGCGGAGGAGAGAGGGAAUAGUCCGUGAAAAUGGAUGAACCUGUUCUCCCGGCUCCAACCACAGGGAAGGAAUUUAUUUUAGCCAUAUUGCAACUUAGAUCUCUUAGUGGCAUUAACGCAGACUUUAUUUCAGAUUAAAAUAAACCUGAGCUGAUUCUAAUGUCUCCCUUUCUAUGAAUACAUAAGCACAGUACACACACACACACACACACACCCAGACACCCUUCCAAGUGUAAAGGGCACACACAAGUAUCUUUAGAAAAUUCCAAAGUAGCUAGUAGAGAAGGAUUGAGUUACUGCUUUCAAGUCUUUUAAAGAGGCCCAGGUCUAAUUCUACACCUCCACACUCUUCACCCUUCCUAGGAUGAUGAUGAUGAUGAUGAUAAUUAUUAUUAUUUAUACCCCGCCCUCCCCAGCCAAGGCCGGGCUUAGGGCGGCUAACAACUAAUAAUAAAAACAAGUUGAAUGAGUACAACUUAAAAACAAGAUUAAAAUACAACAUUAAAAUAUUAAAAACAUUAAAAUGUAGCCUCAUCACAGGAGGAGAAAGGAAAAAAGAAAGAGGGGGAGGGAAUCAAAUUGACUCCAAGCCAAAGGCCAGGCGGAACAACUCUGUCUUACAGGCCCUGCGGAAAGAAAUCAGAUCCUGCAGGGCCCUGGUCUCAUGAGGCAGAGCAUUCCACCCGGCCAGAGCCAGUGUUGAAAAAACCCUGGCUCUGGUUGAGGCUAAUCUAACUUCCUUAGGGCCUGGGACCUCUAGGGUGUUGCUAUUUAUGGACCUUAAGGUCCCCCAUGGGGCAUACCGGGAGAGGAUGCAUAUACAUGGGGCUGUGUGCAUCUAAAUACAAAGCAAACUGGGAAUCAGCUGAUGGGCAGGAAGCAGGACCUGGAAUGGACACUAAGCCUGGUCUGCAAGCAGAAGGGGUGGCAAUCGGGUGGCACAGUUUGCACUGCACAGCAUUUGGGCUGAACUAUGAGAAGCCUUUCAACUGCUGAUGGAGAGCUUCAAAGAGAAGUAGAUGGGAGGCUCCCUUAGGGAUCUCAGCAGCAGUCUCCAGAGAGCUAGUCCUGUUAGUCCGUUGCCGCAAGAACAAUUGUGUUGGCUGCGUUCAACCUCCUCCAUACGUCUCCAAAUGCCAGCUGCUGACAGUCACAAGUGGAAAGAGUGUUCCUGGACCCAGGUCCUGCUUGCAGGCUUCCCACGAACAUCUGGUUCAUCGCUGAACUCAGUAGGCCUUUGGCUUGAUCCAGCAGGGCUCUUAGGAGUCUUGCGGCAUUUGAAAGGAGGAAUCCCCAAGGGUCAUCUAGUCCAACCCCUUGCAAUGCAGGAAUCUCAACUAAAGCAUCCAUGGCAGAUGGCCAUCCAACCUCUGCUUAAAAACCUCCAAGGAAGGAGAGUCCACAACCUCCUGAGGGAGACCGUUCCACUGUCGCAAACAGCUCUUACUGUCAGAAAGUUCUUCCUGAUGUUUAGUCAGAAUCUCUUUUUUAAAAAAAAUUAUAUUUAUUCCUUUUAUAGAUUACAAAAAAGGAAGAAAAACAGAAAAAAAGACAAAGGAGGAAAGCAAAAAGGAAAAAAAAAACAAUACAGUACAGUAUAUAGACAAUGCAAAACACAACCUAAGCUCAAAACUAAACACAUUAAACUAAACUAAACAAACCCCACGACCUAACCUUAACCCUAAAUAAAACAAAACAAAAACAAUUUAAAAACAUACAUCACCCCUUUUCCGUACUCUAUCUUUCAUUCCCUUGUUUCCUCGACCUCCUCUCACCUCCCUUUUUGUAUUCCACUUCUAUUAAUUGUUUCAGCAAAUCCUUUCCAUCUUUCUCCAUUUUCUAUCAUAUUGUAAAUAACGUAUUUUUUAACCUUAUUUUCCAUUAAAACUAAAAUACUUAUAUAUGCUUAACUCCUUAUAACAUUUCUGCUAAGCCCAUAAAAAAUCAUUCCACCAUUUUUCUAUCACUCAUUAGUUUUACCAUAUGUCUAUAUAUAAACUUUAAAUUUUCCCAAUCUUCUUCCACCAUCUCCUCUCCCUGGUUUCGGAUUCUGCCAGUCCUUUCCGUCAACUCCAUAAAAUCCAUCAACCUGGUGAUCUUAUGUCCGAGGCUCUUAACUCUUUUCCAAGUCCCUUCUGCAGGUCUUCUUCAUUUUCUUUAAUGCUAAAGAGCAAAUCUCGGGGAAACUCCAGGCCCGAGUCCAUGUCCCAAAAGUCAGUUAAUCACUGCAUAGAGGGAUCUUUCCAACUUUCCUUCUUUAAUCCAAGCCGGGAUCCAUUCCUCAAAGUCUGACUUUUCCUAGAUGCAAUCAUAAAAGGCCUCAACUUAUAGUCCUCAAUUUGCUUCUGUAAAGCCACGGAUCCCGCUUGUAUUCCUUUAUGUUCAACAACAGCAGCUUUCUCCUUCUCCUCCUUCUCCUCCACCAUUUGUCCUGCCAAAAUGGAUUCCUGUACCAAGUCCUGAAUUAUUUCUGUGUUGGUGUUCGCUUUUUGACUCAAAUUAGUCACUUUCUGUUCCAAAUUAUCAACUUUAAAAGUCAUAUCAUCCAUCUUCUUGUGAAGCUGUCCCAGCGAACAGCUUAUCUUACAUAAAACAGUCACAAUGGCCUCUCCUGUCAACAUUUUUAAAUGGUCCAAGGUCAAUCUCUGGUUCUCAGAAUCCUUAUCUGCAGCUGGAAAUCCCCAGUUACACUCCUGUAACAGUUUCAAAAGCUCCUCUAGAGGGAAACAGUCUCCACUUGUAUCAGUUCUUUCAGGCACAACUCAAGCAUUAAAGAUAGUUUCAAUUUUCAGUUACUUUUCCUCUUUUUUAAACGCAGAGGAGGACAAUGGAAACAGUAUCUUACUCUUAUUUAGCUAGCUGUCAAAUCCGUUCUCUCAAUGCACUCUCUCCAAACGUCAUCUGGCAGCCCGUUCCCAGGUUCAGAGCAGUGGUAAUUUGAUUUUUCACUCUCUCCUGCAGGCUCACUAGGUCCAAAAUUUCCCCCUCUUCUCCUGCUUCCAAGGGGGGUUUUGUAUUUUAAACCGAUGGAAAUUUAAUCCUUUGCCAAAAGCUUUCAAAGAUUUUAACUUGUAACGUCUUUGCUUCAGUCUAUUUACAAAAAUGGAAGACGGACUUCCUGUUUAUGACCUUCCCGCUUCAGUGCCAAAUUAAGGUAUUUAAAAGUCCAAUUUUCCGUUCUACUCACAGGUAGUUGUUUAAAAUCCAAUUGUCCACAGGAAAAAGUCAGCGCUCUCCGGCAACAGCAAUGCGGCUUCACUCCGUGAAAGAAGCAGUCGAUUCAAAGCACCGCGCCACUCACCCCACGUCGCUCCGGAUCCCCAAAACAGGGUUUCCCCGCGAGUAGGGGAGGCGCAAAAGGUGCCAGCCGAAUCCCAGGUUCACAAGCUUCUCCCGUUUGUGAUUUCAGUGGGUCUCCACCUUUGCCGUGGCGGUCAGACCCUGUUUUUCACGGAGCAAGUUCCUCCCGAACGGAGGAGCUCCGCCAUUGCCGGAGGUGCCAACCCAGAAGUCCUCUCCUUUCUCAUAACAUGAAGUCGUUGGUUUAAGGCCACUUUGUGUACCUGACAAAGGGGGGUUUAGUCCAUGAAAGAUUAUGCCUCAAUAAAUAGGUUAAUCUUUGAGGUCCUGCAAAACUCUUUGCUGUUUUAGGAAAUUGCAUGGCACUUAUAUUUUCCUAGGGAUGUGUGUGGCGCUGUGGGUUAAACCACAGAGCCUAGGACUUGCCUAUCAGAAGGUCGGCGGUUUGAAUUCCCACGAGGGGUGAGCUCCUGUUGCUCGGUCCCUGCUCCUGCCAACCUAGCAGUUCGAAAGCACGUCAAAGUGCAAGUAGAUAAAUAGGUACCGCUCCGGCGGGAAGGUAAAGGGCGCUUCCGUGUGCUGCUCUGGUUCACCAGAAGCGGCUUAGUCAUGCUGGCCACAUGACCCGGAAGCUGUACGCCAGCUCCCUUGGCCAAUAAAGCGAGAUGAGCGCCACAACCCCAGAGUCGGCCACGACUGGACCUAAUGGUCAGGGGUCCCUUUACCUUUAUAUUUUCCUAUAAGACCAGCUUCCUCUCCCCCACCCCACCCAAGCUUUUGGAAGGGGCUGCGCUGGUUCCCAACACGUUUAAUCGCUCCAUAUUCAUCACUACCAAAACCAAUUCUGGUUUCUUCCCCGCAUGCAGUUGUGAAGUGGGCUCUGUCCACAAAAUCAUAUUCCAUAAUAGCAUUUCUUAGUCUUGAAGGAGCCACAUCACUCUCUGCUGGUUUUGCUGCAGCAGACCCAACACAGCUCCCCCUGUGAAAGUUAUUGCUUUGUUUUCUUUAUUAUCCUAUUUUAUAGGGGAAAUGGAAAGAAUGUCUUCCUCUUGUUUAUGAUGCAAAAGCAGCUUGUAAAUGGGCAUUCAUCUUGGUAUUGUACUAGACCAAGGCAAUGCAAUAGAUGGGGAGCCACUGGAGCGGAAAGAUUUUAUUAGGAAAAGCCAAACUUGUAUCAAUGAUGGACUUCCAGAACUCAAAAGAAAUACUGGUUGCGGAAGUUUGCCUUCUUGGGAGAUCUGAGGCUUCCCAAAAAAUAUGUUGCCUGUGAAUCAAGAGAGAAGUGUGAGGACAUUUGGUUGUUGUUGUUUAGUCGUUUAGCUGUGUCCGACUCUUUGUGACCCCAUGGACCAGAGCACGCCGGGCACUCCUGUCUUCCACUGCCUCCCGCAGUUUGGUCAAACUCAUGCUGGUAGCUUCGAGAACACUGUCCAACCAUCUCGUCCUCUGUCGUCCCCUUCUCCUUGUGCCCUCAAUCUUUCCCAACAUCAGGGUCUUUUCCAGGGAGUCUUCUCUUCUCAUGAGGUGGCCAAAGUAUUGGAGCCUCAGCUUUAUUAUCUGUCCUUCCAGUGAGCACUCAGGGCUGAUUUCUUUCAGAAUGGAUAGGUUUGAUCUUCUUGCAGUCCAUGGGACUCUCAAGAGUCUCCUCCAGCACCAUAAUUCAAAAGCAUCAAUUCUUCGGCGAUCAGCCUUCUUUAUGGUCCAGCUCUCACUUCCAUACAUCACUACUGGGAAAACCAUAGCUUUUACUAUACGGACCUUUGUUGGCAAGGUGAUGUCUCUGCUUUUAAGAUGCUGUCUAGGUUUGUCAUUGCUUUUCUCCCAAGAAGCAGGUGUCUUUUAAUUUUGUGACUGCUGUCACCAUCUGCAGUGAUCAUGGAGCCCAAGAAAGUAAAAUGUCUCACUGCCUCCAUUUCUUCCCCUUCUAUUUGCCAGGAGGUGAUGGGCCCAGUGGCCAUGAUCUUUGUUUUCUUGAUGUUGAGCUUCAGAUCAUAUUUUGCGCUCUCCUCUUUCACCCUCAUUAAAAGGUUCUUUAAUUCCUCCUCACUUUCUGCCAUCAAGGUUGUGUUAUCUGCGCCUAAAUGGCUCAGACGGAUUUGAGAUGUAAGCAGUGUCAAAAACAGCAAGUGUUGUCAUUCUGUGCCCAAAUAACAUAGGUCUGGAGGGCUUCCUUGUGAACUUAUGGCACUUCAUGUUCCAGUCACAGGAAAAGGUUUAGGUUUUAAUGGAUUCGUGCAUUGUUUCCCACUGCAACAUGUCCCCAGGUGUUUUGCUCGAUACAAUGACAAAGAGGGCACCAGGCGGUCCUCUCUGGGGAGACCAUUCCGAGAGAUGGGACGCUACUGUAGAAAUUAACGGUGAUAGCUCAUUGCUGUUCUCUGUUCAUCUUCCUUUCAAAAUGUCGUUUGCUUUCUGCCAGGGUAACGUGGCCCUUGGCCGAAAAAGGGGCCCCCACCCAUCCUGGUCUAAAGGAUCUCGCAAAUAUGCUUGUCCAGCUUCAUUUUUGAAACACUUCCUUCCCAACAGUUGAUGUCAGUUCAUCAAAUAAGGGGCAAUGAAAGAGUUUGCCUGAAAGCCUACUGAAAUCUCACAUUUUCCUCACCAUUCCAUCUCUGCAAGCGUUGCAACUUGCCAGGUGGGAUGACCCCACCUCUGUCCCCCCCCCCCCCGCACAUCACCCCAAUUUCAGGGGGAGGUGCAAAAGCCCCAUUGCACAAACAGAAGUCCUUAGGCAAGACUUCCACUGAUGUAACUGGUGAGUUGAAUCCACCCUUAUUUUUCACUUCCCCCUUUAGUGAUUUGUUUGGGGGUUUUCCUCAACACUUUUGAGGGUUUUUUUUCUUUUCCUUUCUUGCAACCAAACAGUAAAUUUCAUGAAACGAAGAAAGAUUUGUGUUAGUCAGGUAACUUCCCGCGCCCACAAAUCAGCCUGUUUCCUCAAAUGCGGACAUAAAAACUGCUGCCUUCAGCAAAAUUUGGCUCCUGCAGAGGGGGGUAUUUAUAAUGCAAUAUGAGCUAUGAAAUUAAAGUGGAAAUAAAAUUAAAUGGGCUGAAAAUAGAAAUAGUUAGGCCUCAUAAAUAUGUGUCAUGCUAAGUAUCACUUAAUAUGUUUUCCAAAAAUAGAUUGCUGUCUCAAAUCCCUCCUUUUUCUUCUAAAAUAAUGUUUACAGUCUUUUAAAAAGACGUUGCUCUUUUAACUUUAUGAAAUUUAUGUAAGGCCCGUGAUUAAUAACUCAAAACCAAAACCUAUCUACAUAAUCAGUGGCAUUCCGCCCCCCGCCCCUAAAAUUACUUUCUUAGUAAACUCUUUUCCUCCUGUAAUGAAGGCAGCUGCGGUUGAUGGAGAACAGUUUGCUUGAGGCUGCUUAGCAAGUUCCUGGCAGAUGCGAGAUCUGAGCCCCAGACUUUUAGCCACUGUGCUACACCAACUCUUAUGUCACAGACUUUCUAAGGCUUUCAUUUCAGGGCUGCCUCAAAUGCUAUUUUUUGCUCACAAACAAAUUGAGUACAAAAUACAUACAUUGCGCCACUCAGAAAUCCAUGGCCAAAGGCUAGUUUUUUAAACCUACAAGAUGCAUGUGAACGGAAACCCUAUUAAAGACACUAAAAAGUGGGGUUCCUGCAUUGCAGGGGGUUGGACUAGAUGACCCUUGAGGUUCCUUCUACAAUUAUAUGCUUCUGUGAUUUGUAUUUGCUGCUUAGAUGAGUGAAACUGGCACCUGUCUCCUUGAUCCUUGCCCAUCCUGGUUCAUAAAGGUGAGCUGGGAAGGACUGGGCGAUGGACUCCAUGGGGUGGUGAAUGGACCCAGCCAAUAUGGCCAACUAUCGUCCAGUCUCAAAUCUUCCGUUCUUGGGCAAGGUGAUUGAGCGAUUUGGAUCCCUUCCAAUCGGGAUUCAGGCCUCACCAUGGGACUGAAACUGCCUUGGUCGCGCUGGUCGAUGAUCUCUGGCAGGCUAGGGACAAAGGUGAAAGCUGUUUCCUAGUUCUGCUGGAUCUCUAAGCAGCCUUUGAUACCAUCAACCAUGCCAUCCUUCUGGACCGUCUAUAGGGACUGGGAGCUGGGGGCACUGCUACACAGUGGUUCCGCUCCUUCCUCCUGGGCCAUAUCCAGAAAGUGGGGGGGGGGAUGAGUGUUCGGACCCCUGGGCUCUCAUUUGUGAGGUGCAUCAGGGUUCCAUCCUCUCCCCCGUGCUUUUUAAUAUCCAUAUGAAGCCGCUGGGAGAGAUAAUCAGGGCUGGGUGUCUACCAGUAUGCAGAUGAUACCCAGCUCUACCUCUCAUUUAAUUCAGAACCAGUGAAGGCAGUGAAGGUCCUGUGUGAGUGUCUGGAGACGGUUGGCAGAUAGAUGGUGGCUUACAGAUUGAGGUUGAAUCCUGACAAGACAGAAGUACUGUUCUUGGGGGACAGGGGGCAGGCUGGUGUGGAGGACUCCCUGGUCCUGAAUGGGGUAACUGUGCCCCUGAAGGACCAGAUGCGCAGCCUGGGAGUCAUUUUGGACUCACAGCCAUGCAUGGAGACCUGGGUCAAUUCUGUGUCCAGGACAGCUGUGUACCAGCUCCAUCUGGUACACAGGCUGAGACCCUACCUGCCUGCAGAUUGUCUCGCCAGAGUGGUGCAUGCUCCAGUUUUCUCCCGCUUGGGCUACUGCUAUGCGCUCUAUGUGGGGCUACCUUUGAAGGUGACUCUGAAACUACAACUAAUCCAGAAUGUGGCAGCUAGACUGGUGACUGACCAUAUAACACCGGCCCUAAAGGAUCUUCACUAGCUCUCACUACAUUUCCAAGCACAAUUCAAGUGUUGGUGCUGACCUUUAAAGCCCUAAAAGCGGGAGAGAAAGAUGGUUACUUUCCUGCUUUGGAAAUUAUUUUCUUUUUUCCAGAAGGAAGUGUGCGACGUGUAGAAAGGGGGGGGGGAAUGUGCAACCAGGAGAAUGCAAUCCUUUUGGACGCACAGCUGUCCAUGGAGGCGCAGGUUAAUUCUGUUUCCUGGGUGACUGUCUACCAGCUCCAUCUGGUACGCCGGCUGAGACCCUACCUGCCUGCGCACUGUCAUGCCAGAGUGGUAUAUGCUCUGGUUAUCUCCCACUUGGAUUACUGCAAUGUGCUCUAAUCCAGAAUGCGGCAGCUAGGCUGGGGACGGGGAGUGGCUGCCAGGACCAUAUAACUAAUCCUGGUUCCAAAUAAUCUACCCUGGCUCCCAGUAUGUUUCCGAGCACAAUUCAAAGUGUUGGUGCUGACCUUUAAAGCCCUAAACGGCCUCAGCCCAGUAUACCUGAAGGAGCAUCUCCACCCCAUUGCUCAGCCCAGAAACUGAGAUCCAGCACCGAGGGCCUUCUGGUUCCCUCACUGUGAGAAGCGAAGUUACAGGGAACCAGGCAGAGGGCCUUCUCGGUGGUGGUGCCUGCUCCUCCCAUCAGACAUCAAAGAGAUAAACAACUAUCUGACUUUUAGAAGACAUCUGAAGGCAGCCCUGUUCAGGGAAGUUUUUAAUGUUUAGGAAGUUUUAAAGGAUUGAUGUUUUUGUUAUGUUUUUAGAUAUGGCUUGGGAAACCCAGCCAGACAGCCAAGGUAUAAAUAAUAUUACAUAGGAAUUGGUGUGAGAUCAAGUCUGAAGGCAGCCCUUAGAAUAAAAACUUUAAUUUUUCCUGUCAUUUCCAAGAAAAAGCUAAACAUUUGCCCUUGCCGCUUGCAAAUCCAACCAGACUGUGACAUUUUCUAUAGUUUAUUCUGCUUCUAGUUGCUGUUGAACAGAAUUCUAUCAAGUUUUUUCUUUAAAAAAUUCUCAAAACUGUCAAAUGUCUCUUUGUAGUCUUCAACCUGAAUUGCCCAUUACAUGCAAAUACUGUCCAUUCCAGGAUGUGAAACCGCUUAGUGUAAUGACACAUUUUAUUCAGUAACUAGACAAAUGUUUCAGUGCAUUCCAUGAAAAGGAGACCAUGCCUCUUCACCGAAUGCAAUGCUUGCAAACCUCAGUAAGCCGAUGGCAAGUGAAAAAAUCCCAUUCUUCUGUUUUGUGAAAUGGAAAAAUGUGUUUUUAUUUAUUUAUUUAAUUUGUAUACCACCCUUCAUCCGUCGAUUCGGGGCGGUUCACAACAUAAAAAGAUGGCAAAGUUUAGUCAAAAUUAUUGUGUGCUCCUCUGGAAUCCUAGAGUUGAAAGGGAGCUAGUGAACUUAGUCCUCAACUAAGGCUAAUAUAGCUUGUAAAAUUGUGGACCAAAAAUAUGACAUGAAUUCAAUUGGAACCAAGAAUGGCAUUAUUAAGGGUGAUUUGGGGCAGACAGUUAAAGAAGGCAUCAAUAGAUUUUCUUUAAAAAUUGCAAAGUUCAAUAAAUUGAUUUAUUUGCAUGAGGCAGCCGCCUUCAUUACAGGAGAAGAGCUUACCAAGUCUUGCAUAAACACAAAGUAUAUGAAAGGUAAAACGUGGAGGCUGCCUGCAUGCCGUGCGUUUGACGUUGCCCACCAAAUCUGUUUUAUGUCAUCUUCAAAAGCUCCACGCCUGCUUUUGACAUCCUGGCAAACAGCUGAGUGCAACUGGAAAGCACUUGAACUUCUCCAUAAUGAGGAUUGCAGAUUUAAGUCUUUCUGACCUAUCUGGGGAGAGCUUCUGAAACCUUUAAAAACAGUGACAGCUCAGGGUUGUAUACCGGGCCAAGUAAGCUUUUCUGGUUUAACAUUGCUUGGUGGUAAAGACACCACCCCCCCAUGAUGUCAACAAGAACAAGGGUCUCCAGUAGCAGAGAGCAUGGGUGAAUCUCGCAACCUGAUGCAGAUGGGACCAGCUGUAGUGGGGACACAAUUGGUAGGAAAACCUCCUGUGGCUCUGAUACUCCUAUAUGCUCAACACACCACAGGGAAUCAGUGUAUGAGCAUGGAUGAGACUGCAGUCCCAAUCACAUCAUACACUUUAAAGCACUUUAGCUGUUAUGGCUUCCCCCAAAGAAUCCUGGGAACUAUGUGUUGCUAGAGGUGCUGAGAGUUGUUAGGAGAGCCUCUCGCAGAGCUACGAUUCCCAGCAGCUUUAACAAACUACAGAUCCCAAUAUUUUUUGGGAGCGGGGUGCCGUGAUUGUUCAAAGGGUGUAAGCAUGCUUUGAAUGUACAGGGUGGCUGUAGCCAGAGAGAGAAAUGGAGCCAAAGUUUGGGAUUCGUGGGUGAAUGUUAUAGGCAUAGUUUGUGAUAAUUGAAAUGGGCAGAGCGAUCCUGAGAAAAUCGUCUAGUGGUACCGCUUAGCUGGUGCCCGGGAUCCAAAAAGCCACUUACAGUGGUGCCCCGCAAGACGAAUGCCUCGCAAGACGGAAAACCCGCUAGACGAAAGGGUUUUCCGUUUUGGAGGUGCUUCGCAAAACGAAUUUCCUGUGUGCUUGCUUCGCAAGACGAAAAUGUCUUGCGAGUUCCUGCGGGUUCCCCCCUUUCCCCAAGCCGCUAAACUGCUUAUCAGCUGAUGGGCUAAGCCGCUUAACAGCUGGUUGCUAAGCCGCUUAUCAGCUGAUCGUUAAGCCGCUUAUCAGCUUUUUCCCAAGCCGCUAAACCGCUUAUCAGCUGAAGGGCUAAGCCCUUAACAGCUGGUCACUAAGCCGCUUAUCAGCUGUUCGCUAAGCUGCUUAUCAGCUGUUCGCUAAGCCGCUUAUCAGCUGAUCCGAUAAGCCCGCUAAACCGCUAAUGGGCUUGCUUCGCAAGACGAAAAAACCCGCAAGACGAAGAGACUCGUGGAACGGAUUCUUUUCGUCUUGCGAGGCACCACUGUAUAGGCGAACCCAAGAGUAUGUGUGUGCCCCCACCGGGUUUAAAAAUAUUUAAUUUAUCAAUUAAUUGUCUUCUCCCCAUGCCACCUCUGAAGCUCGUAUGGGAAAUCCUGCGUCAAAUCCAUGUUGGGCAUGCACACAAAAGUUGUGUAGGUCUAUGGCUUCUGGCCAUCCCUUCUCCCCCUGCCUAAAAUAGUGCAAAACAAAAGGAAGCAGUAGUUUAUGCCAAGGUUUAUUUACUGAACAAGCUAUGCCACCGUUUUUUUGUUUUGUUUUUUUGGAACUGGCUUGUCAAAGAACAUUCCUAAGCUUAUCGCCCAAAGACCAGGCUCUGUUCCUAUUACAAUGCCUCUGGCAUUUAUAACUGAGCAAGAUGUGGGUGAAUGUAAAAACGAUGACUGUAGCAUAUGAAAAGAUGGGGGAGUUAUUUUUAUUUUUCUGGUUCGGAAAGCACUUUUUCCAGCAAGAGGGGCAAAAAAGAAAAAAGCUAUACCCUCUAGAAAUCAUCGCGGUAGCACUUGGCAGCUCCAGUUUUUGUUUUGAAGCGCACAUUGAUGAAAUAGCAGGUAUGCCGCAAGAUAAUUGAUUCAUAAAAGAGAAGCCAUAAAGACUCCAAUUUUCUGAAAACCGUCCUAGGCAUUGCUAGUCUUCUGCUGCAGUCUUCACCAUUCUGAUGGCCUCCAGAGGCUUUGGCCUACAACUCCCAGCAGCCUCAGCCAGUACGUGCUUGCUGGAGCUGCUGGGAGUUGUGGGCCAAAAACAUCUAGAGGGCACUGGAUUGGUGACAGCUGUUCUAGUGUAUCGCUAAGCUCUUUGGACUAAUGCACAGGUACAGGAUUCUGUCUCUUAAGUCACGACUAAGGGAAGGCUGCAGGGUCUAAAAACUAUAGCUGCCUCUUCUUCCUUCAGCAAAUUCCCUUUCCUUGCCUAAUCGAGCAUUGAACAAACUUAGCCAAGUGGGUUACGAAUCCUGGUCAAGCAGGGCAUUAGCCAAUGCGCCAACAUCUCCCUUAAGCAUGGAUAGCAGCGGGUGGAGGAAAUAUACAUUUCCCAUGGCCUUAAUCUGCCCUCUGAAUUGUGCCUACAAGAUCAGAGCUGUUCCAUUUGCCCUGGCCUUUCCUGAUGGACAGAUAGAGGUGGGUUUAACCCAGCAGUGAUGAUAUCUAGGAAUGCUAGAUAUGAUAUCUAGGAUAUCUAGGAAUGCUAGAUAUGAUAUCUAGGAUAUCUAGGAAUGCUAGAUAUGAUAUCUAGGAAUCCAUCGCUCAUAUUAAGAGAAGGAUGCAUGGUUAGCUUCAAAUAUACACAGUCUCCCCCCCCCCCCGCCUUGACCAGUGGACGAUAAAAGGCACCGGAAGAUAACUCAGUAUUUCAUAAAAACCAGCAUAUCAGUGCCCAGAUUAUCCUCUAAUCAUGAUUAGUCAAUUCCUGAUGAAAUGUAAGUUUUAUUUUGAAUGAAAAUGUCCAGUGGAGUUACAGCCUUCAUUAGGCCACAGAACACAACAUACUAGCGUUGAAUAUGCAUUGGCUUACGUAUAAGUCUCCUGCAAAAAAUACGCGGCACCAUUGUUAACGCACGGGAGCAAGCACAUCUUUGGUUUGAAAAGCAAUUGCGAGAGAACCCAUGAGCUUUUUCUGAAACCAGGACUAGAAAAACGGAAGCAAGGUCAAUAAAGAGUACCUAAGGCACCUCAUGAAAAGAUGAUUGCUGUCAUCUUCGCUACACUCCUAAAGACCUCCAAAUAAUGCUCCAUUAUACUAAACACGCAAACCGAGGAAUGUGAUGCUUAAGUGCAGGAAGACCGCAUCGCCGUCAAUUCCGGGUAGCAAAAAUAAAAAGUUUUAUUAACAUGUCGUGAGGAAAAGAUUAACGGCUAGAAGAAAAAAAUUGCAGAAGUGGAAGCCACCAGCUCUUUCCCCUGCCUCCUCACCUCAAAUACUUCCGUCCUGGAGUUUGUGCAAUGCAAGCUUGGGGCAGAAGCGAAAAGCUGGAGAACGAAAACCCAUUUUCUCACAUGCCUGGGUUGCGCUUUCUUUGCUGUCCAGGAGAUGGGAGAACGGGAGAAACGAGGAGAACAAAUCGUGCCUGUUGUAAAGAUGAAUGAAGUGUAGCAUAUACUCGUUUCAGAAAAACACAAUGCACAGUGAGGAUGGUCUGUACCCAGAGUGCGCAAUAAAACAGCAGAACUUGGACUGCAGCACAGCAUUUUGCUCCCUCGCCUCUCGACAAGUUGCGGCUUUUAAGUUAAUAAAAGUUGGCCUUUUAUGUUGCGAUGGAGGCGAUCAGGUUUCAAAAGUGGGCGAGUCUAUCAUUUACUUCUUUCACUCACUGUUGAAAAUCAGCCUUCUGUUUUGCCAGAAUAUUCAAGUCAAGGUCGGAAUGAAUCAUUGGCACCAAGAACGUUUUCUAACCUAUUACUUGGAAUAAUUGCUCAUUGCCCAGCUAGCUGCCUGCAUGUUGGUGCUUGCAGCAUUCACUUGCAAGACGCCACGUUCCCACCACUCCAGAGUUCUUAAAUGUUCAUUCGAACGCCGUCCCUAUCUAUGGAUUGGGAUAGCCUCACCCUGUGUCCCAUGCCUGGGAUGUCUGCUUAGGCAUUGCUUGGUACUAACACACAGUAGAGCCCAAGCCAUGAAGAUGCUUUCUGUGUGGUCGCUGUAUGCACAGACACACUUGUGAGGAGCACGAGUUGUGCAGAUCAGGGCGAUGCCCAUUGGGCUCUUCAUGCAACGGCCCUGAUUUGAAUGUGACUCCAAGCACCUGACAGUCAGGGCAGGGAGCCAAGACAGUGCGCUCGGUUAGAAUAUUUGCAUAGGGCUUCAGCAUCAUAGAACAAAUGUGGGCCACUGUUGAAUCACUGGGACAGUAUCAGCAUUUGGCAUCAGUUCGCCAUCAGUGCACACAAUGAUGCCAUUAUGUUUUAAUCUACAGCAAUGACUGCCCCGGCAUAAUAACUGCAAAGUUGGGGGACACUGCACACUACUACAUACAAUUGUUCCUUUGAUGCUUGCUUGGGCAGGGAAUACAUCAGUCUUGCACCCGGGAUUAUUUGUAUUCCACACUUGUGCAGUGUGCGAGUGCAAAUUUGGUUCCCUGGCACAGAUUUCAUGAUCUCGGGAGACUUUAGAAGUAGAAUGUUUGUCAUUUUCAGGGUUGUUGAGGACUGCCGAGGGAACACAACCAAGUAGUGUGCCACUAGUUUGCAAUUACAGGCAAAGAGCCUUUUUGCUAGGAGCUACAACGUGUUUAAAUGCAUGGGGACAUUUCAGUGAGUCUAUUUUUUAUUCAGUUUUGCUCCUCUAUAUCUUUGCAGAUAUUUAAAUCUUGGAUUAGUUUGAUCCUUCAGGAAGACAAAAUUUGAGCAGGGUUAGUUUACGCCAACCACUUUGGGGUUCUUAAACCUUUGCACAUACAUUUAUCUCUUACAUUUACUUUGGGUUGGGUUCAGCGUUAGUUGAUACGUAGAGUGCGGGACUUAAGUCAGCCAUGACUUCACUUGCAAUGCACCCAUUUUUAAAGAUGAUUUUUAUAUUUUAAAAAACCCCACUAUUUAACUUGGCAACUAGCUGGCUUUUUUGUUAAUUUAAUUUUUAUGUAAGACGUUAUAAAAACUGAAGAGGGAGGUAAAAUCUUAGAAGGGGGCCUCUCUCCUCUCACACCGGAGGGAAUCCCUCAUCUAAAAUGCUGCCUGCUGUGGCUUCUAACAUCACAGGACAGUAGCUGUUCGUGAGUAAAAACUAGGACUACUUUGUAGUGCAGUUUGUCAGAUUCUAACUAGUGGCUUCUUCUUUGCCACUAGUUAGGAUGCUGGGAUUAGAAUGGAACCCUGUCUGAUUAAUCAGACAGUUCCUACUUUGUUUUCAAAAUCUGAAUUAAGCUUGUUGGCCUUGUGUAUGUGUGUGUUUCUGCAUUUCUGUUUCUGAUCUCCUUGAAGCCUCUUCCCCUUUUGGCUCCCUGACUAAUUUUGUUGGGCCUCAUUCACCAACUUUCAGGUGCUUGCAGCCUUUUCAAUGGAGAAAAGCACUUGUGGGGUAAAGGGGCGAGGGGAGAGUUAUCAAACCCCAAAGAUGCUGGGAAGACAACGUGCUUCCUGGCAGGGAGGCAGAGGCCGGUUUUGCAGAGACUUCCUCCCCCAACUAUUAGCAACCACUCAAGCAGAGCGUGACAAUUUGUCGUCUACCGAAUCUUGCUUUCCUCGUGGUGUAUGGCAGAGAUGAAGUUAGUUCAAGUUUGCAGAUCUACUUUGGGGUCUUUCCCCCCCCUCUCUCUACUUCUAGAAUCCCCAGGUGUCCACCAGCAAGCACCAAGUGAAGAAGAGUAGCUCAGAAAUAGAGGUGAACAAAGAAUUAAGGGCUCUAUAUCAGCUUAAGAAUUCAUUUCAAGGCCAGAACUCAUCUCACAGACCUUUCACAGAGUUAUCCAUUCCUAGGCAUUCCCCCACACCCUUCAGCAACUUAGUUUGGCUCCAGAGUUGUGGCCUUGUUAAACAAUUGGGAGUUAGAAAUCCUUGGUGAUCUACUGGUAAGCACCCAGAAGUCUGCUAGUAGAUCUCAAUUUACUUUCUGUCUAUGGUCUUCCUUAGUAAUGCUUCGUUCAAAUUGUGCUUUGUGGCUAAACCCUUUGUCACAGCUUUUCAGCAAUGAAAAUCUGCCAUGACUUUGGGGGGCAGGGAGCAGGGAGGAAGAAGUACAGGCUAUAUUAACAAUCCACUAUUACAGAAAUAAUAAUAAUAAUAAUAAUAAUAAUAAUAAUAAUAAUAGCAAAGCAGGAGCACAUCAGCAGCCCAGGCCCCAAAACUGGCGGGUUAAAACGCUCCACGUUAGUUCUGGGAAUUAUCAAGUGUCAUCUGCAAUAGCCAAAAAGCCUAGUUACAUUUUAAUGCACACAUGUUUAAAAACUGUACAACAUUUAGUGUUCACGUAAUAGAUGCGUGAUGAACCGCUAACACUUUUGGCAUUCUCUGAGAAAGCAGGUCGAGCUCUGCAAUGGAUCCUGUACCGCGUUUUGGUUUCUUCGUUCGAUUGCACGGGAAACUUGUGCUCCUCAAAGUACGUCGAGGGUCUGACCUCUUCCUUUCUCUCCUCUCUCCACAUGGCAAUUCUCUUCCUUCAGGUGUGGCCCAUUUCCUGUUCGCUCGGAGCGACCUUUGGCUACGUGGCCGGUCUCCUUAUUGCACCUUUGUGGAUAUACUGGAACAGGAAGCAGCUUACGUACAAAAGCAGAUAG
Molecule: messenger RNA, 37656 nt
Organism: Podarcis lilfordi (Lilford's wall lizard)
Lineage: Eukaryota; Metazoa; Chordata; Lepidosauria; Squamata; Lacertidae
Source: the annotation of a GenBank genome assembly